Molecule: messenger RNA, 4008 nt
Organism: Sycon ciliatum
Lineage: Eukaryota; Metazoa; Porifera; Calcarea; Leucosolenida; Sycettidae
Product: connector enhancer of kinase suppressor of ras 2-like
Exons: 25
Coding region: 314-2740 (808 amino acids)
Molecular function (GO): protein binding
Source: RefSeq, a predicted model, not a curated record
UGAGUGAGAGCGAGAGCGUGACAUUCUAAUAAUUCUGUCUCAUUGCAGCAGAUCAGUUUAGAGAAUAGAGUACUCUGUACUUGCUGCUCUGUUUCCUCUAAUGUUUCUUUCUAUUAAAAAGCACACUGACCUUUUGCUGAGAGUCAGUACCCCUUUGCGAUAAUAGUAAUAAUUCAGAUUGCGCCGGGGGCUGUACGAGGAGCAAUUUCAGAUUUUUUAGUAAACGUCUCUUCUCGUCGUUGGUCAACCACCUUAGCUGAAUAUUAUUACUGACAUUAGUGACCUGGCUUCCAGCUACGCAGCCUAGGAGGCGAUGUUGGUCUCCAAGUGGACUGCAACACAAGUCGUAGAAUGGCUCAGAGGUCUUUCAUUCCCGAUCUCCCCGGCCUUAUGUUCAGCUGUCAUUGAAGCAGAUAUCAAUGGUGCUAGUCUUCUCAAGCUGGACCACUCGAAACUUAUCGAUCUAAAAGUGACGUCAUUGGGUCAUCGCGAUGUCAUUCUUUCUGGCAUAAAGCGGCUGUCCUGUGCGCUGUCUGACCACCACAGCGAACGCUGUAUCGCGCUGGCUAACGAUGUCAUCAUGUACAGCCAUCGCGUCCAGCGGUACCUCAGCUCAACGUACUCUAUCCCCGUGCCGCGAGAUCGACCGAGCCAGCCUGACUCCGCCACUUCUGCAUCUUCGCCGGGGCUGCAGACCGAGAGCAGUGACACCGGAAAAGUACGCUCCUCGUCAGAUUUAGAUCAGGAGUCGACUUGCACCCGUGUUAGUGAUCUCCUCUACACUUCCCGUCGUCUGGCUCUCUGGUUAGACAGAAACCCCACCCAGGAGUAUGCGGCAGAUUACAGUGACUUCAGAGAUUUACUUCUUCGAUACGCCCUUUUCAUUGCGUGUAAAUUUUCGGCGCUGGACUCGGAUUUUGAAGCUGUAAUGGAGAAGUGUUCAGUAAUGGGUGAAUUGGCCAGCUCAGUCAAGCGGUGUCUGGCAGCCACAUCGCUGGGUUACAUUCGUCCCGUCCAGGUCAAGGCCACCCUGAGUCCCGCAAAGGGCGACUGUAAAGAAUGGGGAUUCUCCGUCAAGUGCUGCUAUGGCCUAGCGCUAAUCAAUUGCAUCGUCAGUGAUACUCCGGCAGCAGAGUGUGACAACCUUAGAGCUAGGGAUGAGGUAGCAUCCGUCGAUGGAGUUGUAGUGACCGGCUGGGCGUUUGAGAAUAUCACUCAGAAGCUGCGCGACAUCGACAAGAGCAAGCCGCUGGAACUUGUGGUCUUGCGAGGCAAUGUACAGGCGCCGUCAGCGGAGGAAUCCUCGUCACAGCAGCAGGCCAGCAGCCUGUUCAAGCUCGUUCCCGAGAGCCUGAGUGUCGGUGGCCCGUCCGCCGCGAGCGGCCGAGGUGGAGAUCAACCGGUCGCAAACACACCCGUUACUAGCGCCGCACCCUCCAGCUCUGCUUUGCCGACGGACGGUAUUGUCAAUGGUGAUGGUGGUGACGGUGUGGCGCAGACUUCGGCACAGCGGACUCCACUGGAACUGGAGCGCAGUGACAGCAAGGCGCAGAUGUGCGAUGACGAGGGAUCCAGUCCCGAAGUGAGCGGCGAUGAGCAGGACGAUGAAGAUAGCGGUCGGGAGCGGCACAAGCACACCGACGUCAAGACUAACCGGAUACUCAACGAUAGCAGCCACUGCGUCAAACCCUGCAGUAGCGAUGGUGCUGUGGCGCGCCAGCCUCGACACUCGAAACUGCAAGGUCGCAAGAGUGAAAGCAGCGCGGUGAGCUCUUGCAGUGCGGACGGCAUGAAAGCUGUCAACGGCAAUGGUGAUGGCAUGCGAGGCACUCAGAGUUGUCACAGCACGCCGAUCGACUCGACGGAACCAAAAGCGCUGGAGUUUGGUUACCGGACGCAAAUUGUUGGCGGGGUUGUAAUGAGAAUACCAGUAACCCAGAAUGAAGAACCAUCAAAACAGAAGGCUGCCAAGAAAAACAAAUGGGCAGUGCUGAGUGCCAAGAUCCGUUCGAAACGAGUGGUGGAAUCUAGCUUGUCAAUGCAAGGAAUCGGAAGAGCUGAUCUUGAAAAGAAGGACUCGAAUCCACGCUCGGCCACUAGCAGUUCUGAGUAUGCGUUGGACUCGCCGGUUACCGUCAAAUCUAGACGAAGCUUUAGCUCAUCGGCAGACCCAUCGGCUCCCAAAGAUGCAUGCGAAAGCGAGUCGGACGUCCUUGGGACUUGCGAGGGGUUUAAAACAGAUCGCGCAGCCCAAAGAGACAGCCUGAAAAAGAAACGCUCUUCACACGCCAUGAUUGCUUCUGGCCUGUCACGUAUGCUGGACAAGGAGACCACAGUCGGAGACUGCGAUGUACCAGCACCCAGCCUCACUGAUCCGGAAUGUAAAGGAUGGAUGACCAAACAGGGCAAUGUCAAGAAGAAUUGGAAGCGGCGGUGGUUCAUCCUGAAAAACCUCUGUCUCUACUAUUAUCGUACUCCUACGGAUCAGCAAGCACUCAAUGUCAUACCACUGCCCAGCUACAUGAUUGAACUGGCGCCGGACAUCAAGAAGAGUUUUGCGCUACGCCUGCACCACAGCAACGCCAGGACGUUCCUGUUCUACUGCGAUACGUUUGAGGAGAUGAUCAUGUGGAUGGAUGCACUGCGCGUGGCCUGCGGGGGACAAUUGAAAACUGUGGAACAGUCUGGAUCUGAACUUUCAAUUAAAGAAUCACUGCUCACGGAAUCCUCCAAACUCUAACCUGACUACGGCAGCGAUGCACACAUCUCCCUCUACAUUCAGUUCGCUCUCCGACGUGUUGGUUUCAUCCUCCAACAUCACCAGCAGACGUGACUGUGUGACUGUUUCGUCAUGCCAUGCCACACUAAUGCUUGCAGUCCGCGCUGUGGACAAUGUGUGAACGAUGCACACUACACCGUGUGACAUUCACCCGUGUAGGCAUAUACUCUUCCAGUCGCCAUCCUGAUGAACUUCUCAAGAUAACUUCUAGGGCACACGCCUACUAGCACCCGUAUGUCGUCGUUGAGGACUGUGUACUUGUGCGACAGGGCAACCCUGUCACUGUCUUUAUCAUCAUGUUAACAUUGUGUGCUCACCAUUGUGUGAAGCAUCUUUUCAGCUGUGCCUUGUGUGUGGGUGUGUGUGUGUGUAACUGUGUGUGUGGGUGUGUGUGUGUGUGUGUGUUUCGUAUGUUACGACCCGCCAGUAGUGUUUGUGUGCUUGUGUUUCUAGCAUCUUUCUUUCGUCCCUGCCAUUCGCCUUGAGCAGCCAUGCCCAGUCUUGAGCGGUGCAGCAGAUGUUCUAGUUGAAUCGUCACUAUCUUGGACUUUAUGUUGACUUGACUUGAGAUGACAUGUCUGUUGGUUGCAGUACCUCGCUUGCUGUGUUAUUGUGUAUAGUUCUUGCCUCUGUGACUAUCCAACAUGCUCUAACUAAUACAGAGACUGUACUGAAACCUGUCUUUGGACACCUUCAUGUGCCAAGCAAGUGCUGCUACAACCAGCGAAUGAAUAUGAACAACUGCAUCAGUCCUACCACGCGUCUGAGUUACAGAAUGCUGCCACCACCCUAUCCUAUCAUUUAUCUUAUUUAUUUGCCCACACGAUCUUUUUUUGGUCAAUUCAUAUGCACGCCAAAUGCCACGAUAUCUUGUGCUUCUGUAUGUGUGUGGGGGGGGGGGGGAGGUGAUGUGUGUGCACUCGCUCACGCCCUCCACUGUACUGCCACUGGGUUCUCUUCUUACUACGGAUACUGCGCUGGGCUAGUAGCUUGUCUGCACUCUUUUUUUGUGAUACUACAGCUGUUUCCCUAUCUUGCUGUGAUGAGCACCGUCUUUGCGCUGCAUUGAGUGUGAGCGUGUUUGACUUAGGGCACAUUUCUCCUAUUGUUUCUUAGAUCAAAAAAUAUUGCUCACCAGACAAUCCUAUAAACUCACUAGACAUUCUGUUUCGCUGCAAUCCUCUUUGUGAUCUCUUCUGGUGUCAAGUGUGUAUUGUAUUGAACUUCAA